AUGUUCGUUAGAACGAUCCCAAAACUAGUUCAAGAGAAUCUGCAACAUGAUAAAGAAGUUCAACAAUUGUAUAAUAAAGUCAAUCAUCUCGCGAAUGACAAAGAUCGUCAUCGAUUAUUUGCGGUUAUCCAAAUCGGUAACGAUCAGCGGAAAGUAACAACUGAAGAUAUCAUUUGUAAAGUUGACGAAUUUCAACCGACGAUCGGUGAUCGAAUCCGUUUCGAAAAAGUUCUUCUUGUUGGCAGUUCAGAUUUUACCGUCAUAGGACGACCGAUUCUCAGUCCACAUUUUGUGCGUGUCGAAGGAAUGGUUAUUGAAAAAACUUUAUCACAAACUCAAAUGCAUCAUUGGUAUGCACCAAAGAAGAAGAAAGUUGGACAAAGAAAUUACCUUUGGCGAGAUCCAUUGACCAUGAUACGAAUUACAAACAUUGAAAUACUUGGACCAAUUCCAGGAACAAAUUAA
Adineta ricciae is the source of this 465-nucleotide messenger RNA. Lineage: Eukaryota; Metazoa; Rotifera; Eurotatoria; Adinetida; Adinetidae. The record is from the annotation of a GenBank genome assembly.